Molecule: messenger RNA, 872 nt
Organism: Oppiella nova
Lineage: Eukaryota; Metazoa; Arthropoda; Arachnida; Sarcoptiformes; Oppiidae
Source: the annotation of a GenBank genome assembly
GUAAGAUUAUUAUAUUAUUUAGAAUUUAUAGAAUUAUUAUUAUUUAAUAAUCUUGUACACCUUAAUUGUAGGAUUGUACACCUAGUGUCCAGAUAAGUGGUGUGAAAAUCAAUGGUUGUAAAAAAGAUGUGACCACAAAAAGCUAUACAACACUCUUUAAUAGCGGUGGUGUUCCCCCUACCCGUCCCGUUACUGUGUUUAAUGGUCUACCAUAUGCUAAGCCACCGGUCUGUGAUCUGAGAUUUCGAAAGCCAGUGGCGGCUGACUAUUCAAAGGUACAGCCCUUCACUGCCAGGAAUGUGGGCACCGCCUGCUUUAAUGGGGAGGACUGUCUAUACCUAAACGUAAUGACCCCGACAUUAGACAAGACCAAAAACCUACCGGUGAUGCUAUGGAUCCACGGCGGGGGGUUUCAGGCGGGAGCGGGUGGUGACUACGACGGCACCCAAUUGGCCGCCAACUGGGACGUGGUUGUGGUGACCAUUAACUACCGGUUGGGAGCCCUGGGCUUCCUGUGCACUGAUAGGCCAGACGCGCCCGGAAAUGUCGGUCUUUGGGACCAGGCGAUGGCCAUGCAGUGGGUUAAGCAGUAUAUCACCAAUUUUGGUGGCAAUCCCAAUGAUAUCACCGUAUUUGGCGAGAGCUCGGGUAGUAUAUCCAUAAGCGCCCAUAUCCUGUCAAAUGUGACCCAGGGCUAUUUUAAAAAGGCAAUCAUGGAGUCAGGGUCAGUCCUAACAAACCUCCAGAUGCGCUCCAAGGCCUACACAACACGACUGGCCAUGAGGUACGCCCAACAGUUAGGUUGCGACCCGAAAACGACUCCGGAUUAUGUGAAAUGUAUGCGCUCCACCACCAUAUCGUCGAAAAUUUAA